GUUCUCCUCCCUGGAUCCUGCUCCAGACACUUUAAAUCCAGGAGAGAAAAAUGUGUCCAGCCUGCCUAGAGAAGAGCAUUUGCUUCUAGCCAAGAUCUCAUCACAAACAGCUAUUCAUUUGCCAGUUUCCCAGAGUAAUGUGGGUCAUGGAAGCAGGCCAUCUCAUCUGGGCUCUGUUGUUGAUGCAAACUUUGUGGCCCCAUCUGACUGAAGGGGCCACUAGAGUCUACUACUUGGGCAUCCAGGACGUGCAGUGGAACUAUGCUCCCAAGGGAAGGAACGUCAUCAUGAACCAGACUCUGGACAAUGACACAGUAGCUUCCAGCUUCCUAAAAUCUGACAAGAACCGGAUAGGGAGCAGUUACAAGAAAACCAUUUAUAAGGAAUACAGAGAUGGUUCAUACAUGGAUGAAAUGGUCCAGCCUGCUUGGUUGGGCUUCUUGGGGCCAGUGUUGCAGGCUGAGGUGGGAGAUGUCAUCCUUAUCCACCUGAAGAAUUUUGCCACUCGUCCCUACACCAUACACCCCCAUGGCGUUUUCUAUGAAAAGGACUCAGAAGGCUCCUUAUACCCAGAUGGCUCCUCUGGUCAGCUAAAAGCUGAUGAUUCUGUUCCUCCGGGAGGCAGCCACAUUUACAACUGGACCAUUCCAGAAGGCCAUGCACCCACUGAUGCUGACCCAGCAUGCCUCACCUGGAUCUACCAUUCUCAUGUAGAUGCUCCACGAGACAUUGCAACUGGCCUCAUUGGACCCCUAAUCACAUGUAAAAAAGGUACCCUGGAUGGGAAUUCCCCUCCUCAGCGGAAGGAUGUGGAUAAUGAUUUCUUCCUGCUCUUCAGUGUGGUAGAUGAGAACCUUAGCUGGCAUAUCGAUGAAAACAUUGUCACUUACUGCUCAGAUCCUACCUCAGUAGACAAAGAAGAUGAGGCCUUUCAGGAAAGCAAUAGGAUGCAUGGAACUAAGAGUAAUAGGUACCUUUUCCCUCUUUCACCUAUGAGGAAAUUGAGGCUCCGGAAUUACACAAUAGAAAAUCUGCACGCUAAAAUUCCAAUACUGAUCUGUCUGAUUGCACAGGCUGUGCUCUUGCCAUUAGCAAUCAAUGGCUUUGUCUUUGGGAACUUACCAGAUCUAAGCAUGUGUGCACAGAAGCGUGUGGCCUGGCACUUAUUUGGCAUGGGCAAUGAAGUAGAUGUCCACACAGCUUUCUUCCAUGGACAGAUACUGACCAUCCGGGGCCACCGCACUGAUGUGGCUCAUAUCUUUCCAGCCACCUUUGUGACUGCUGAGAUGGUGCCUUGGGAACCUGGCACUUGGUUGAUUAGCUGUCAAGUGAAUAGUCACUUGCGAGGUGGCAUGCAAGCACUCUACAAGGUCAAGUCUUGCUCCAUGACCCCUCCUAUGAACCAACUCACAGGCAAAGUUCGGCAGUACUUCAUUGAGGCGCAUGAGAUUCAAUGGGACUAUGGCCCGAUGGGGCAUGAUGGGAGUACUGGGAAGAAUUUGAGGGAACCAGGCAGUAGCUCAGAUAAAUUCUUCCAGAAGAGUUCCAGUCGGAUUGGGGGCACUUACUGGAAAGUCCGGUAUGAAGCUUUCCAAGAUGAGACGUUCCAGGAAAAGGUGCAGCUGGAGGAAAAUAAGCAUCUUGGAAUUCUGGGGCCAGUGAUCCGGGCUGAGGUGGGUGACACCAUCCAGGUGGUCUUUUACAACCGUGCUUCCCAGCCAUUCAGUAUACAGCCUCAUGGAGUCUUCUAUGAGAAAGACUACGAGGGAACUGUGUACAAUGAUGGCUCAUCCUACCCUGGCUUGGUGGCCAAGCCCUUUGAGAAAGUAACAUACCGUUGGACAGUCCCCUCCCAUGCUGGCCCUACUGCUCAGGAUCCUGCCUGUCUCACCUGGAUGUACUUCUCUGCUGCAGAUCCCAUAAGAGAUACAAAUUCUGGUCUGGUGGGCCCUCUGUUGGUGUGCAAGACUGGUGCCUUGGGUGCAGAUGGCAAACAGAAAGGGGUGGAUAAGGAGUUUUUUCUCCUUUUUACUGUGUUGGAUGAAAACAAGAGCUGGUACAGCAAUACCAAUCAAGCAGCUGCUAUGUUGGAUUCCCGACUGCUCUCAGAGGACGUCAAGGGUUUCCAAGACUCCAAUCGGAUGCAUGCCAUUAAUGGGUUUCUGUUCUCUAACCUGCCCAGCCUGGAUAUGUGCAAGGGAGACACAGUGGCCUGGCACCUGCUUGGCCUGGGCACAGAGACUGAUGUGCAUGGGGUCAUGUUCCAGGGCAACACUGUGAAGCUUCAGGGCAUGAGGAAGAGUGCAGCCAUGCUCUUUCCUCAUACCUUUGUCAUGGCCAUCAUGCAGCCUGACAAUGCUGGGAUAUUUGAAAUUUACUGCCAGGCAGGCAGCCAUAGAGAAUCAGGGAUGAAAGCAGUCUAUAAUGUCUCCCAGUGUCCUGGCCGUCAAGCCGAUGAUCACCAACGAUACCAAGCUGCAAGAAUCUACUACAUCAUGGCAGAAGAGGUGGAGUGGGACUAUUGCCCUGACAGGAGCUGGGAACUGGAAUGGCACAACCAGUCUGAGAAGGACAGUUAUGGUCACAUCUUCCUGAGCAACCAGAAUGGGCUCCUGGGUUCCAGAUACAAGAAAGCUGUAUUCAGAGAAUACACUGAUGGUACAUUCAAGAUCCCUCGGCCAAGGACUGGACCAGAAGAACACUUGGGAAUAUUAGGUCCACUUCUCAGAGGAGAGGUUGGUGAUAUCCUAACUGUGGUGUUCAAGAAUAAUGCCAGCCGCCCCUACUCUGUGCAUGCCCAUGGAGUGCUAGAAUCAAGUACUGGUUGGCCACUGGCUGCUGCACCUGGUGAGGUUCUCACUUACCAAUGGAACAUCCCAGAAAGAUCUGGCCCAGGGCCCAAUGAUUCUGCUUGUGUUUCCUGGAUCUAUUAUUCUGCAGUGGAUCCCAUCAAGGACAUGUAUAGUGGCCUGAUUGGACCCUUGACCAUCUGCCGAAAGGGCACCCUGGAGCCCUAUGGAGGACGUAAUGACAUGGACCGAGAAUUUGCCUUGUUAUUCUUGAUCUUUGAUGAGAACCAGUCUUGGUAUCUGGAGGAGAAUGUAGCAGCCCAUGGGCCCCAAGAGCCAGGCCGUGUUAACCUACAAGAUGAGACUUUUCUGGAGAGCAAUAAAAUGCAUGCCAUUAAUGGAAAGCUCUAUAGCAACCUCGGGGGUCUUACCAUGUACCAAGGAGAACGAGUGGCCUGGUACAUGCUGGGCAUGGGCCAAGAUAUUGACCUCCACACUGUCCACUUCCAUGCAGAGAGCUUCCUAUAUCGGAAUGGAGAGAGCUACCGGGCAGAUGUGGUGGAUCUGUUCCCAGGAACCUUUGAGGUUGUGGAGAUGGUAGCCAGCAACCCUGGGACAUGGUUGAUGCACUGCCAUGUUUCUGAUCAUGUCCAUGCUGGUAUGGAGACCCUCUUUACUGUUUUAUCCCAAAGAGAACACCUAAGCACUAUCACCACCAUCACCAAAGAGAUUGGAAAGGCAACAAUCCUCAGAGACUUUGGAGAAGGAAAUGUGAGGAUGCUGGGCUUGCAGAUCCCUGUGAAGAAUAUUGAGAUGCUGGCUUCUGUUUUAAUUGCUAUGAGUGUCAUUCUCCUGCUCAUUGCUCUGGCUCUUAGUGGUGUGGUCUGGUACCAGCAUCGGCAGAGAAAGCUACGACGCAACAGGAGGUCCAUCCUGGAUGACAGCUUCAAGCUUCUGUCCCUCAAGCAGUAACAGCUGAAUCCUGCAACUGCACACCUUGAAUGCAGUCCCAGAAGGUCAUGCUCUACUAACUGACCCCACUGUCAAAAGCACAUGGAUGGUAGAGAGGCAGAGGAGGGAAUCAGACUCAUCUGAGCAUUUAUUCAUUUAUUUAUUUACAUGGAAAUUAUGUACUUUCUUUCUCUUUAUUUUUUUUUCUCCACUUGGGCAGCUGGGGCAAGAAAGUCCCCUCGUAUCCUAUAUUACAAAUUUCAGCAGCUGGAUUAUAUCAACCACUGACACUUGGAAGAUCUGGAAAUUCCUAAUAACUGAUUCUUCUUGCAAAGUAGAUACCAAGGGUAAAACUCAUUGAUUAGGUUUCUGUUGCUUUUCAGGACAUAGGCAAGUUCACUCCGAACCAAGGUUAAGUGAGCUGUGAAAAUAAUCCACAUCUAAACUAAGGACUAAGAAAAUGGGCGUGAUGGAGAAUGGAUGGGGGGGGAUUUGAAGAUCAAAAAUUUAUUUUGAUUCUCCUUAGGAAUAAACUAUCUUGGAGAAGUGGGUAGAUGGAAUAUUGUUGCUAUGAGUACCUGCAACCCCUGGAGCCAGAAGCUCCUCAGGAAGUUAAUCCUCCAUGUUUCUGGCACAGUUUCACUAAAGGGAAUGUUGGGUGUCCUUUCCAUAUUUCAGGCAACAAAUCCUAUACAUUCAACUACUUGGUAGAAGACCAUAAGUGUGAACAUGGUGUUUUUAAUGAUCCCUGUGGCCUCUGGGAGUUUGUGCCCAUUAUUGAAACAAAGAGCACUCACUGGGGAGAGUGUAAUAUGGGUCUGUUUAUCCUAUUUGUGGAGCCUGUGUGUUUGUGUUUUAGAAGUGGAAAAGGUGUCUUAGAGUGGUGGCUAUCAUCUUUUAACCCAUAGGUGCCAAAAUAUUUUGAAUUCUAAGAAAAUUUUCUAGAUGGAAAUAGAGGGCUGAGACAAGGCUUAAACCUGUCCACUGGGCAAGGAGAGGUGGGCACAAAUCUCAUGGGGUCCUUGGCAUUUGGGGGUAUAAGAGGUAUUUUUGAAAUUUGGGGAGCUUUUUAAUAGGACAGAAUCCUUCUCUCGGGUACCCUAAAGCAGUAUUCCUUGUCACCUGUAAGUUCAUGCCUCUCUGAAACCUUGGUCAGAGACCACAGGCAAGAUAUAAAAGCAGGGGGCACCUGGGUGGCUCAGUUGGUUAAGCGACUGCCUUCGGCUCAGGUCAUGAUCCUGGAAUCUCGGGCCCCCUGCUCAGCAGGGAGUCUGCUUCUCCCUCUGACUCUCUUCCCUCUUGUGCUCUCUAUCUCUCAUUCUCUCUCUCUCAAAUAAAUAAAUAAAAUCUUUUAAAAAAAGAUAUAAAAGCAGGGAUGAAAUAAGAUGACCCACCCUCACUAUAAUAUCCGUAAUACUAUUUUACAUGGCAAGAGGAGAACAGAAGACAUAGAGGCAGAAUGAAGAUAAUAACUGAAAUAUGCUUUAUACUUUAAAAAGCAUCUAAUAUCUGAUUGCAUUUGACUUGUUUUAGUUCUAUCAGGGUGAUACUUUGUUUUAUAUUUGAAUAAACAAAGGAUCAGAUAGAGUAAUUUUACCCAAGGCCGUUCAGCUAGAAGUUGAGCAAGGAUUCAUGUCUUAAUCUGUUUGACUCCAAAUACCUGUUUUCAUUCUGGUAUAUCAUGGAAACUUCCAUUGACUGCAAUUUUCCUGUCUUCUUAGACAACCUGUCUCCCUACUUAGGUAUCCUUUGCAGAUCAAAUGUAGAAACCCCCCAGGAUGGUAUUCAGUUGCCAUAUAAUGUUGAAGGUUGAAGGAGAAAACACAGUCCAGAGCUUAUUAUUUAUCUUGGCUUACAGCGGUCAGUGAGUGAUUUCUGGACACCUUUACUGGAAAUCACAGACACAUAACAGAGGAAGAAAAUGAUGGAAAGUUUAAAUUGCUAGUUAUAAAAUCAAAUGAUAGCGUAUUUAAGCCAUUGCAUAAUCAAUACCCCUUAACAGCAAAACUUUUUGUCCUAUUGUUAAAUGUGGAGGAUAUUGAAAACCCAGUGCACACUGGGGACUCUAUAGUUAAUGGCUAUGAUUUGCAUGCAACUGGGAGGUUGUUUGCUUGGUCAUGGUCAUGAAUAUGAGACAAGGAAGAAGUAGGUGGAAUGGGGUUACAUUUCUUCUGAGUGUGUAACCCUGCUUCAGAUCAGGAAAUGUAAACCUAAGCCCAUGUAUUUCAAAAAGGGAUGUAUUUUUAUGGUGGGUUUGCUCCCAGUGGGGAUGUAGGAGAUGUUUUUGACAAUUAAGUGACACUUCCAUUCAUUCAGUUGAUCAAGCCAGAAAACCCCAAAGUCAACAUAUUGGUGAGUCUUGCCUGUUUUGUCUCCUAAAUUGCUGUAACUGAUUAAUUUGUUCUAUCUUUACUACUACCACCCAGUAUAAAAAAAACAACCAUCUUUUACCUGGACUAGAGUGGUAGACUCCUGAUCACGCUCCUCGCAUCUAAUUUAGCCCCUUACAUUUUGUUCUUCAUGCAGAAAAAUGAUGUUUAAAAAUAUGUUAGGCUUACAGUUCAGAUGAGAUGCCACAAACUUAUCUCUCUUUAGAGAUAAGCACUGUAAAUAAUAAAAGAGACAAUAGAAGGAAUAAAAAAGAUGAAAAGGAGAAGGCAAUCUGGAAAAGAACAGAGCAACAAAGCAACUGGGCAUCUUCCUAACACCCAACCUAGCAGAACACAGCCCAAGAUCAAAGAGGAAUCCUAAUGAAAACCCCAGAUGGACCUAGAGGCACAAAGAGAGAUUGAGGUGGAUCCCUGCUGACAUCGAGUAGCCAGGAAAGCCGGUCAUCAUCUCUUUUGGCCAGAGACCCCCCUUUCUUAUUUAGGCACUGGGAAGAACCUGCAAGGGGAAUCUCAACAUAACAAGCUGCCCAGCCCAGGAAGCACUCUUUUGCUGCAAGCUGGAGAAUCCCUUUCACUACCCAGAGAAAAUAAGUGGCUCUGUCAGUGAUCAACAGAAGCACCAGAGAAACCAAACAAAACAAAAUACCACAACAAAGUCUCUGAAAAUUACAUUGUUACUGGAACAUAAAAUUAUGCCAGGACCCCACAUUGGCCUAGAGCCUACUUAAAAAAAGGAAUGAUAAAAAGAGCAGUUUCAUUUUGCCCAUAUCGCAACUAGGCCAGUCUGGCACAGUGUCCCAUGGAGAGGACCUCUCUGGGCCUAUGUUUUUUCCAGUGGAAGAAAAAAGUGCAAAGUGAACAUCUAGUUAUCCCAGAGUUGUGAUGUUUCCUGGGGGGCCCACUCAGGUCCCACCUCAUGAGGAUUACUGGGAGAUCUUCAGGGCUGAAACACUGGGGAUCAGAUACAGACAUAGAAUUGGUGUUGGAUUUGUAGUAACCAGUACUUAGACAUCAGUGGACCCUAUUCCUACUUGUAGCAGUACUCAAGCAGAGAUUCUAUCCAACAGCUCUACUCAUCUGAAGAGCCAAGCGGUGGCCCUGUCUGUCCAGUGAGCUAAGUUGGCAGUUCGGCUUGAAUUGGGUGUCUAGCAUACUGACUAUGGAACUUAUUCUAAUGCCCCACCUGAGCAAGAAAGCAAACUUACAGCCCUACCCAACUGCUGAGCAUAGCCCCCAGUUCAUGCCAGAGAACCUGGGAAGUUGAGGAAUCAAUUCUAACACCCCAUUCAGGCAGGGAAACAAGACAGCAGCCCUGCACAUUUGGUUUUUAUUUUAUUUUUUUUAAUUUUAAUUUUAAUUCAAGUACAGUUGACAUAGUGUUUUAUUAGUUUCAAGUGUACAAUAAUGAUUCAGCAAUUCAAUACAUCACUCAGUGCUCAUCAU
Zalophus californianus (California sea lion) is the source of this 7573-nucleotide messenger RNA. It is a transcript of the gene HEPH, whose product is annotated as hephaestin. The transcript has 22 exons. Lineage: Eukaryota; Metazoa; Chordata; Mammalia; Carnivora; Otariidae. Gene Ontology annotation, biological process: iron ion transport. Gene Ontology annotation, molecular function: oxidoreductase activity; copper ion binding. The record is from RefSeq and is a predicted model, not a curated record. Bases 138 to 3761 code for a protein of 1207 amino acids. Gene Ontology annotation, cellular component: plasma membrane.